AUGGCGUCUGAGCCUAUCGUUGACGACAUUGCCCUAAACAAGGCUACACCAGACCAUGACAUUCAUACUGCAGAUGAUGCUAACGAAGUUGCAGAAACCCUGGCACGCCUGGGGAGCUCUUCCGCUGAUGAGCAUGUAACAAAUAACAGCGCUCUAGAAGUCAACGACGACGAGGACGACUAUGACCCCGAAUCGGCGCUUGCUGUAACUGAACCCGUGGAAGCAUUACCGACCGGUUCUGAAACAGUUGGAGCUGACUUGAGUUCCACGCCUGAUAGUGAAACCGAAAGCAACUAUGAGCCUGAGUUACCUCUGGAAACCGAAGAUCCUAUCACAACAGCCCAAGAAAGUUCUGAAGAACAUGCUAAGUCACACGCUGAUAAUGAUAAUGAAAAUACGGAGAGCAACUCUCCUGACUCAGAAAUUACCGAUGCUUUAGUGCAGUCUACAUCGGAAGUGAACUCAGGUAAUGACAAGAGUCAAUCCUGUGGAGACUCUGCAACCAAAGAAAAGGAUUCUCCUGCUUCUGAUUCCGAUGAUGACUAUGACCCAGAAAAGGGUCUUUUGCCUGGGUCUCCUGCCGACAGGGCUCCAUGCUUACCGCCAAAACCCACUGAACAACCUGAGCAGGCCGAGCAUGUUCCGAUAGCGAAUCUCAAAGAGGCAUACGAUGCAGUUAUGCAAAGCGAAGUUGUAAGGCUGGAACUGUUUUCGCAAUUAUCAAAAGAAAAGCAGAUGGAGGUGAUCCAGGAGCUUCUUCGAGAAAAACACAUUGCGUUACCUGGAACUCAAAGCAUCCGGGAAAUUAAUGAACCUCAAAAUAGCAGCAACUUGACCGUCUCUUCAACCGGACAAAUGAGUAGCCAAAGAGAUAGUGACAACUCGAAAGAUAGUCGACCCGAUAUCAUGCUGCCCAUGACAGACCAGGAGAUUCAGGCAUAUGAGCAGUUUCUUGUCACAGAGUCUGAGUUUUUGAAUUCAAAAGAGGAACUUCCCGAAGACUCUAGGCUUUUUGUGGGGAAUCUUGCUACAAACCUCGUGAAAAAGGAGGACCUCUUCCGUAUUUUCAGCCGUUAUGGUGAAUUGGUAGAAAUCUCGCUUAAAACAGGCUAUGGUUUCGCGCAGUUCAAGACACCUGAAGCAUGUGCUGCUUGCAAAAAUGGUGAGACAGGAAAGCCACUUCACAAUAGAUUGAUGAGGCUCGACUCUUCCCAUAAGCGUAAAAAUGCACAAGGCCCUACAGAAACAGGUGGCCGCGGAAGAGAGCGUUCCGCAAAUGAUGACUCUGAGGGGUCUGAUUCAAAAAGAGCAAGAGUCAAUGUAGAGGAUGUCCAUGUUGUGUCUACAGAAAAAUCUUCUGAUGUGCUCGUCAACACAUUCGAACAGGCUUUGCAGAAGGAUCAUUUGACACACAAGUUGAAACAGAUCGGAAAUGAGGACCCCAGUGAAGAAAUUCGCGAUGCCGCAUAUCUGGGUGUGUUGGGGGCUUGUGUUGUUAAGGACACCAAGGUCGAUCUUCAAAUCUUUGAAGAAACGGGAGAUGGGGGGGUCAAAUUUGACGAGUACCUUGACAUCGAGCCCUCAGCGGCCUGCGAACUUAUUGCUGGCGCAAAGCGUAGCAGGGUGCAAAGAAGGGAGACAAUGGCGAGACUGAGCUCCUCAAAAAGGACGGACCGUUCUCAAAGAUUCAGGCAAUCUGCAAAAAACGCCAAUGCUGGUUUCCAGGAUGACAGAAGAAGAAACUUUCCCGAAAGACCUCCCAGAUUUCACCAGAAUGAGAGAGAUGGCCGCGAUAUUCAUGGAUGGCAAAGAAAUAACGGCCAUCAAGGACAAUCGAGAAGCAACUGGGACCAGAAUAUGCCUCGUGACAACGGCUACAACUCCUUUUCAGGGAAUAGUGGCAAUUUCUACCAAGGCCGCGGGUCAGGAUACGGCUCUGGUCUGAACUAUCAACAGCCAGGCUACGACAACGGUCAAUUUGGACCUGAUCGAUUUCGCCUUAAUGGCCGAAAUCAAAAUCAAGGAUACAAUCACAACGGAUAUCAUAGUAACAGGGGCCAUCCAGACAAUCAGCAUCAAAAUUUUGGAGGUCCUUCACAGGGUGGGCCGAUGCAUUAUAGCGGACUGAUGGCCCAGCAAUACUCAUCAUCACAACCAGCUCCUGCAGACCCGGCUCUAGUUCAAACUUUGCAGAACCUUGACCCCACUACUAUGCGUAGUGUUGUUGCUUUGUUACAACAGCAAAAUGGGCCCCCAGCCCCACAACCAGGAGCGCCUUCUUUCCAGGCUCCACCAGCAUAUCAGAAUUCUGCGCAGACAUCAACUUAUCAACAGAGUAGCCCCUCUGCUCAAGUCAAUUCCCUACUCGCGCAAAUCCAAUCCCAACCCCCUCCUCUGGCAACCCCUUUCCAGACAACUUAUCCCCAACAACCCCAGCAACCAUAUAGUAGUGCAUCCCAGCAACAAGGGCAACCAAAUCAGGCUUUGAUGGAUAUGCUCUCGAGAUUGGAAGGACAGUAA
This is a messenger RNA of Metschnikowia bicuspidata var. bicuspidata NRRL YB-4993, 2520 nucleotides long. RefSeq names its product Nab3p (gene NAB3). Gene Ontology annotation, molecular function: RNA binding. The transcript has a single exon. NCBI's taxonomy places the organism in Eukaryota, Fungi, Ascomycota, Pichiomycetes, Serinales, Metschnikowiaceae. The record is from RefSeq and is a predicted model, not a curated record. Bases 1 to 2520 code for a protein of 839 amino acids.